GUUACGAUCUCCUAGAGGAAAGCAUGGUGCAGACGGGCCGUGCGGUUCUUUCACAGCACGGCCUUGCAGAGGCCCCCGUGGACUUUCAGGUUGGUGAUGCCGCAAACUGCCCGCUAGUCUCGAGGUUCCACGCAGCUACCUCUCCAAGCAUACUUUGGCUGAACGACGAGGAGUGGCCCAGAGAGCUACGUGAUCAUGUGAAGGCCCGAGCCGGCCGAGAGCUGUCGCUGGGCUCCGUGGUGGUCAGCUACGGGCCCCACCAGGGGCCCUCCGUUCCGGGCCUGGAGUUGGCUGGCUCCCUCCGUGCUGCCACCUCUUGGUGUCGAGCCGAGGAGUUUCAUGUCUGGAAGCGCGUCUGA
This is a messenger RNA of Symbiodinium sp. CCMP2456, 359 nucleotides long. NCBI's taxonomy places the organism in Eukaryota, Dinophyceae, Suessiales, Symbiodiniaceae. The record is from the annotation of a GenBank genome assembly.